Messenger RNA from Pyricularia grisea, 1917 nucleotides. RefSeq lists its product as uncharacterized. Lineage: Eukaryota; Fungi; Ascomycota; Sordariomycetes; Magnaporthales; Pyriculariaceae. Gene Ontology annotation, molecular function: DNA-binding transcription factor activity. The transcript has a single exon. Gene Ontology annotation, biological process: regulation of DNA-templated transcription. The coding region runs from base 1 to 1917 and encodes 638 amino acids. The record is from RefSeq and is a predicted model, not a curated record.
AUGGCUUCCACAUUUCAACUGCCCGCUUACUACAGGUCAUCGGCCUUGACGGUAGACACCGCACAUGCCCAGCAAAAGUUUUUCGACGACGAGGACGAAGGUUUGUUGGACGACAGCAUCAUCGACCAGAGCGCAAUAGACUCGGGCCUUGAUAUGUCGCCUGCCUUGGCCGACAGCAGGAGGGAAUCUUUCGCCAUUGGGUCCUCGCUCUUCUCGCCCAAACAGGAAGACUGGCCAUCUGUCGACUUGCAGUCACUACCCACCAACAACCCCUUCAUGAGCCAACAACAACAGAACGCCAACCCUUUCAUGCAGGCUCAACAUCAGUCCUUUAUGCCGCAGCAACAGAAUUGGGUCACCAUGGCUACCAGCACACCUGCGUCUACUGCCACGGCCGCGACCUUCGAAGGCCUCCCGGUUGAGUUCGACUCAAAUCCAGGCUCGGGCUUUCUCCGCAGUCCUAUCCCCUUCAGCAAUCCUACCAACAACGUCGCCAUGUUCUCAUCGGUCAACAACCACAGCUCAAGUCCUACCUCGCCACACAAGGAGCAUUGGUCUGGCAACAUGGGGAUGAAUAAGAAGUCAAGACCCGACAGCCCUGGCAUUCGCUCUCAUAAUGAGCUUCGCAAGGGUGACGGGGUUCGCAAAAAGAAUGCGCGGUUCGACAUCCCUGCUGAGCGCAACCUCGCCAACAUUGACCAGCUCAUCUCACAAUCGACGGACGAGCAAGAAGUCAAGGAGCUGAAGCAACAAAAGCGGUUACUCCGGAACCGACAGGCAGCCCUCGAUUCGAGACAGAGAAAGAAGCAGCACACUGAGCAGCUUGAGGUCGAGAAGAAGCAUUACACUGCCGUCAUUUCGAAUCUCGAGGAGGAACUGGAAGAUCUUCGUAUGACGCUGCAGCAGAUGCACACCGAGCGCUCGCAGAUGAUGGCCAGGAUGCAAGCCCUCGAGUUCGACAACGAAGAGCUUGUCAGGCGGAACAUUCAGGAGACAGGCGAGCUUCGCAGACAAGUCAAGUGCUUGAGGACGCACAUUCAGGACCUUGAGGGUUCCGAGACGUCUCCGUCUUCAGGCAUGUCUAGCAUUGGAGCUGCUACCUCUAGCUUCCCCGGAACGUUCGACGGCGAACUCGACGGCAUCAAUGUGGAAAACAACUGGGAACAGAUGGGAUACAUGGGAGACUUCCAAUCGACAUCGAUGGAUCAAGCUGUGGUGCCAGAGAUGAAGCAAGAGAUGGCAUCUCGCAAGUCCCAGACUUCGCAGCUGGUUGUUUCCAGGAGAUCAGAUUCGACCGAAACUGAGAAGCCGACGACACAGGGCGGCGUGCUGUUUAUGCUGUUCCUCGUCGGCGCUUUGGUCUGCUCAAGCCGCUCCAUGCCCAGCAUUCCACGCGUGUCUGAAGAUGUACGCGCUGCAUCCGAGACCAUCCUGCAAAACGUUAUCAAGGAUGCCGGCAUCGGCGAACCGACAACAUCUUCCUUUGCUAUGCCGCAGCCUUCCGGAUCUCUCUCAUGGCCCGAAUCAUCAGCGCCCGCAGUAUCCGCGACAGGCCUGGAUGGAGUUGUACCGAGCAUGCUUGGAGACCUCUCUGACUUCCUAACGCAGCCUACAGCUGAGCAAACAAAGGAGCAUUUGUUCUCCAUGACUGCGGCGCAAUACGACGGCAUGAUGUCCGACGGCUUCCUCCACGCCUCCGUUCCUGAUGAUAGUGAGAGGUCCACUAGCCAAGGGCGUCGCAACCUCGCCGAGGCUCUGGCUUCUGCUACCCAGACCAACAAGGCCGAGGUUUACACCCGAUCGCUUCUCUGGGAUCAAAUUCCUCGGGAUGUGGUCAAGACAUUUGUGAAGAUGGUGGCUGAGUGCAACCAAAACGCUUGCCAACCUGCUGGCAACGACAAUGACGCACAUGAAUGA